This is a messenger RNA of Musca domestica (house fly), 5728 nucleotides long. It is a transcript of the gene DIP2, whose product is annotated as disco-interacting protein 2. NCBI's taxonomy places the organism in Eukaryota, Metazoa, Arthropoda, Insecta, Diptera, Muscidae. The record is from RefSeq and is a predicted model, not a curated record. The transcript is spliced from 17 exons. Bases 454 to 5586 code for a protein of 1710 amino acids.
UUUUAGCAUAUAACCAGUUUCGAUUAUUUGGUGAUAUUAGUAUUUUUUAACAUAAAAAUAGAGAGAAAUAUGUUUUAGUGGAUUUUUCCAAUAUUGUUAUUCUAAAUAAAAUAAUAAAAGAUUUGGAAAUAAUAUUCAAUUUUCAGCCUCGAGAUUUUCUGUUCUCAGGAUAUCUGUGUCUAAUGCUAACAAAUACAUACACGGCUUCGUUUCAUAUAUACAUACAUUCAUACAAACAACCCAUAAGGAGUAAGGAAAAUUCAGCACUAAUUUCCGCAAAAUUUGUCGCGAAAAUUUUUAGUGAAUAUCUGCAAUUAGAUCACUGAGCUUAACUUCAACAACAAUUAAAAAUAACAAAUAUUCUUCAGAUAUAUCUUGUAACUUAAUAACAGUAAAAUUGAAAGUGCGUUCACGUUUGUUUAAAGGAGUGGUUCCCUUAUAUUUUUUCUGAAGAUGUCUGCAUCUAAUCUGGGUGGUGUAGACGUUUCUCUUCUUCCACUAGAUGUUCGUGAAAAGUUAGCCGAGUUAGAUUUGGAGUUAUCUGAAGGUGAUAUUACACAGAAGGGGUAUGAAAAAAAACGAGCUAAGCUUUUACAGCCAUUUCUAACGAAAGCAAUCGAAGCUCCUGAAGAAACUUUGAACAAUGCAAUGCCACCGUAUUACAAUAUUAGGGAAACUAGUUUGGAAAAUAAUAAGACUGUUCGUGAUGGCGCAUUAGUAUCUAGCGAAGGGUAUAGUUAUGUAUCCGAAGUACCGUCUCUUUCAUCGUCUAAUCAAAGGCAUUCCAAUUCAACAAAAAGAGAUGAUUAUUAUCAACCUGCUGAUAGUCAAGCAGAACCAGGCUAUGAAAACAGUCGUGUGCGCAGGACACACAGGAAAAUAACGCACAAUGAAAAAAGGUAUCACUCAGAGGUGCGCCAAGAAGCUGUACAACAGGCUCUAGCUGCGCUAAAAACUCGACCAAAAACGAACUUGCCUAUGCCAUCAAAACGAAGUUCUGUACUAAAUAGAAGUCCUGACAGGAACAAUGAUGACACAGAGUCCUCAUCAGAAGAUGAGUCAAUACCAGAGGAGAUUAUAUCCCCAGACAAGGAAUAUAAUUAUCCACGAGAUCAUGUUAGCAACAUUAUGGAACCACACAUUAAGCCUCCGGUUCGCGAAUCAUCUAUUGGAAUUGUGUCUUCCAAAUCCCGCCAGUCUGACAGCAGGAAAAAAACGUCAUUGCCACCAGUGCCAACCCUUGAGUCAUCAUGUGGAGAUUCGCCAACUUCAUCAUUUCGGAAGGAUAAUUGCGAUUAUUUAGAUAACACGGACAUUCCAAAAACAUAUAUGGCGCCGGACAUUACUCAGUUCAACAAUACCCGUCGGGCAGCAGAUCGAGUUACACGUUACGUUAAUGUAUCUCAAACAGACCUUAAUGAGGACGGAAAUGGAAAAUGGAAAGUUUCAGCAAAAAUUCAACAACUUCUAAAUACACUAAAAAGACCUAAGAGACGACCUCUUCCAGAAUUUUAUGAAGACAAUGACAUCGAACUUGAAAUUGCCGCUAACCCUAAAGAUCCUAAUGCUCCUAAACCUGAAGGAAAUACAAUGACGGCUGUCCAAGGAGAACAACUAUCGGUGUCUGCUAGUCUACCAAGAACAUUGGAGGCGGCUGUGCAACGUUAUGGCACACAUUCAUUUAAAUCACCAAUGGCAACUGUAGUCGAUCCAAAUGGUAAAAUGACGACUACAUUAACAUAUGGAAAAUUGUUAUCAAGGGCCCAGAAGAUUGCAUAUGCUUUAUCAACAAAAAUAUUUAGCAAGGGUCCGGAACAGGUGACACUUAAACCAGGAGACAGAGUUGCGUUGGUGUACCCAAAUAAUGACCCAUUAAGCUUUGUUACCGCCUGGUAUGGAUGUAUGUUUAGAGGACUUGUGCCACUCCCCAUCGAACUGCCUCUAUCAAGUUCGGACACCCCUCCACAGCAAGUGGGGUUCCUUUUAAGUUCAUGUGGCAUAAAUGUAGCACUUACUUCUGAAGCCUGUUUAAAAGGAUUGCCGAAAUGUAGCACAGGAGAGAUCGCAAAGUUGAAAGGUUGGCCUCGGCUGCAGUGGUUUGUUACAGAACAUUUACCAAAACCUCCCAAAGAUUUUAGCAUCGGAAAUUUACGUAUUGAAGAUAAAAGCAAUGCAUAUAUUGAAUAUACCACCGAUAAGGAAGGCAGUGUCAUGGGAGUUACGGUGACACGUUUAGCUAUGAUGAAUCAUUGCAGAGCUUUAACUAUGGCCUGCCGGUAUACAGAAGGAGAAACAAUGGUGUGCGUUUUAGAUUUCAAACGUGAAGUAGGACUCUGGCAUGCCGUUCUCACUUCAGUGCUUAAUGGAAUGCACGUACUGUUUAUACCCUAUGCUCUUAUGAAGUUAAGACCAUCAUCAUGGAUGCAAUUGAUUACAAAGCAUAGGGCUUCAUGUUGUCUAGUCAAGAGUCGCGAUUUACAUUGGGGCCUUCUUGCAACGAAAGAUCACAAAGAUAUUAGCCUUUCCUCUCUUAGAAUGCUUCUUGUUGCCGAUGGAGCAAACCCAUGGUCGUUGUCAUCAUGUGAUCAAUUUUUAAGUGUAUUUCAGCCCAAGGGAUUACGAGCGGAUGCCAUUUGCCCAUGUGCCAGUAGCUCUGAAGUUUUUACGGUUUCCCUUCGUCGUCCGGGACGUUCUACCGUCGGAUUCAGUCAAUCGGCCACUGGAAGAGGUGUAUUAUCAAUGGCAGCACUAUCUCAUGGUGUAGUUCGUGUAGAUAGUGAGGAUUCUUUGACAUCACUAACUCUACAAGAUUGCGGCCAAGUUAUGCCUACAGCGACAAUCGUGGUAGUGAGAUCAGAUGGACAUCCAGUUUUAUGUAAAACAGAUCAAGUUGGUGAAAUAUGCGUAACAAGCGGCGCAACUGGUUCUACAUACUAUGAAUUAGAGGGUUUAACAAAUACAACUUUCAAAGUCCAGCCUCUUUUGGAGGAUCCGGAAUGUGACAAGGAUGGCCAAACUAUCAAAUCAAAACCUAUUAGUGAAGAUUUUUUUGUGCGAUCCGGUCUCUUAGGGUUUUUAGGACCAGGGGGUUUGGUUUUUGUUUGUGGAUCACGGGAUGGUUUGAUGACCGUUACGGGUCGUAAGCAUAAUGCGGACGAUAUAAUAGCAACCGUAUUGGCGGUGGAACCAAUGCGUUUCAUAUAUAGGGGCCGCAUUGCAGUCUUCAGCAUUAAAGUUUUACGAGAUGAACGUGUAUGUGUCAUUGCCGAACAACGUCCUGAUUGCUCCGAAGAAGAAAGUUUCCAAUGGAUGUCCAGAGUACUACAAGCAGUUGACUCAAUUCAUCAAGUUGGAAUAUAUUGUUUGGCGCUUGUUCCACCUAACCAUUUACCUAAAACACCUCUAGGAGGAAUAAAUCUUUGUGAAGCACGUCGAAGAUUUUUGGAUGGAACCCUUCAUCCGGCUAAUGUUCUAAUGUGUCCUCAUACUUGUGUAACAAAUUUACCAAAGCCACGGGAAAUCCACCAGGGUGUCCAAUCUACUGCAAAACUAAGUUCAUCUGGAUGUGGUAUUACAGACACUUCGGUCGGUCCAGCAUCAGUGAUGGUUGGCAAUUUAGUUCAAGGAAACCGUCUUGCAAUUGCCCAGGGACGUGAUCUUGGUCUAUCGGAGGACAACGAACGCAAGCAUCAAUUGAUUACUGGCGUUCUACGUUGGAGGGCAUCGACAUCACCAGAUCACGUUCUAUUCACCCUUCUCAAUUCCAAAGGAUCCAUUGCUAAAACUCUCACAUGCUCGGAGUUACAUAAACGCGCCGAAAAAAUUGCUGCCUUAUUGCAGGAGAAAGGAAAAAUAGAACCUAAUGAUCAUGUUGCAUUGAUAUUCCCCCCCGGCUUGGAUUUGCUAUGUGCAUUUUACGGCUGUCUUUAUUUGGGAGCUAUUCCAAUAACCAUACGACCUCCGCAUCCCCAAAAUUUAAUAACGACAUUGCCAACUGUUCGAAUGAUUGUUGAUGUAUCGAAAAGCGUUAUUGUGCUGUCUAUUCAAUCUAUAAUAAAAUUGUUAAAAUCCAGGGAAGCAGCAUCUUCAAUAGAUCCAAAGACAUGGCCAACUAUAUUGGAUAUUGAUGAGAAUCCAAAGAGGAAGCUCCCAAAUGUUCAUAAUGCCCAAUUGGAUAGUACAGCCUAUCUGGAUUUCAGCGUAUCAACAUGCGGUAGACUAAGUGGCGUUAAUAUAAAUCAUCGAUCUCUUUCCAGUAUUUGUGCAAGUUUAAAGCUUGCAUGUGAGCUGUACCCCUCUAGACAUGUGGCUUUAUGCUUAGACCCAUAUUGUGGACUGGGAUUUGCUAUGUGGACCCUUAUUGGGGUUUACAGUGGUCAUCACUCAAUUUUAAUUGCUCCAUACGAAGUUGAAGCUAAUCCAAGUCUUUGGUUGUCCACUUUAUCGCAGCAUAGAGUACGUGAUACAUUUUGUUCAUAUGGCGUUAUUGAACUUUGCACCAAGGCCCUAAGCAAUUCAAUACCUGUAUUGAAACAAAGAAAUAUAGAUCUAAGAUGUGUGCGCACUUGCGUAGUAGUUGCUGAAGAACGACCCAGAGUUCAAUUAACUCAACAAUUUUGCAAACUGUUCCAGGCGCUUGGGUUAAACACCAGGUGUGUCUCCACAUCGUUUGGAUGUAGAGUUAACCCUGCAAUAUGCGUCCAAGGGGCUAGUUCAGCAGAAAGUGCUCAGGUUUAUGUUGAUUUGAGGGCUCUUCGUAACAAUAGGGUUGCACUUGUGGAGAGAGGAGCUCCUAACUCAUUAUGUCUUAUCGAGUCGGGGAAACUUUUACCUGGUGUUAAAGUUAUUAUUGCUAAUCCUGAAACUAAGGGACAUUGUGGAGAUUCACAUUUAGGCGAAAUAUGGGUGCAAUCAUCACAUAAUGCGAAUGGAUAUUACACCAUUUAUGGUGAUGAAACUGACUAUAAUGAUCACUUCAAUGCAAAACUUGUCACCGGCGCGACCACUGAAGUUUAUGCGAGAACUGGGUACUUGGGAUUUUUAAGACGAACUGAAUGCUCCCAAUCCGUUUCUGUAUUAGAUGAAACCACUCCUAGUAUAGCAAGCCGAGAUAGUGAUAAUGAUUCCAUCAACUCCUUAAAUCAAUCACACGCCAAUUUAAUUCCAACUACAGGUAAUUCGGUAACACUAAGCGAACAAGGAGAAUCAGAACAGCACGAUGCGGUGUACGUUGUUGGUGCCCUUGACGAAGUAAUUGCUUUGCGAGGUAUGAAUUACCAUCCAAUCGACAUAGAAAAUUCUGUUUUAAGAUGUCACAAAAGAAUUGCCGAAAGUGCGGUUUUCACCUGGACCAACUUGCUUGUCGUUGUCGUUGAGUUGGAUGGAAAUGAAUCAGAAGCUCUCGAUCUUGUACCACUGGUCACAAAUACAGUCUUAGAAGAACAUCAAUUGAUAGUAGGAGUUGUUGUUGUUGUAGAUCCAGGUAUUGUCCCUAUUAACAGCAGGGGAGAAAAACAACGAAUGCAUUUACGCGAUGGUUUUUUAGCUGAUCAAUUGGAUCCAAUAUACGUUGCUUAUAAUAUGUAAAUAUUUACAUCUCAUUUAUAAAAUUCAAUAAUUUAUGUAACACAUAAAUGCUAUAUACGUAUUAAUCUUUUAACUUAAAUAUGUAUACAUAUUCAUGAGAAAUACGCAAUAAAUAUUUAAAUCUUUGUAGCUUGAACAACAA